This is a messenger RNA of Podarcis muralis (Common wall lizard), 12406 nucleotides long. RefSeq names its product histone deacetylase 5 (gene HDAC5). The record is from RefSeq and is a predicted model, not a curated record. NCBI's taxonomy places the organism in Eukaryota, Metazoa, Chordata, Lepidosauria, Squamata, Lacertidae. Gene Ontology annotation, biological process: negative regulation of transcription by RNA polymerase II. Gene Ontology annotation, molecular function: histone deacetylase activity.
CUUUUUAUCCCCCCCUCCUUUGCAUCUUUUUCGCCUCUGCCUCCUUCUGCAUCUUCCGACUCUUCUCCCCUUUCCUUCUGGAGUUGAGAAAAUAGUUCUAUCCCUUCCACUUCUUUCCCCUGCAAGGAGAUUUUCAUCUGCAACUAUUUUGUUUUCCUUCCCUGGUGGCUUUGAUUUAUUCUUGGGGGUUUUCCUCGCCACUGCCGCUGUUGCUGCAAAACAAUUUAACUUUUUUCCCCCAAGAAGAAGACGCUUCCACAAGGAGGACAGAUGUGUGUGUGUUCUUCGCGGCUGGCUUAAGAGGGGAGGGGAUGUUGGAUGGUUUGAGAUGGCAAUAUAGCCUCAAGAGACACCUCCCCGAAGCCUUUGGUUGUGCAACGACGGAUUGUCGUAAAGGGAAGCUGCAGUGGAAUAACGGCAGUGUUCAAUCACUCCUUGGCAUGCUUCUUGUAUCCUCGCUGUGGGGACUGCCAGAGAUGUUGCAGACAAUUUACGAAACUGAAUCGUGUUUUUCUUCAGAUGGAGUUUCUGGACACGAGCCAUCGCUGGAACUCCUGUCACGGGCACAGAUCCACGCCAUACCUGUGGCAGCUGUGGACUUGAAACCGGUACUUCCUGUGGUGAUGCAGAGCUCUUGCAACAGCAGCAGCAGCAGCACCAGCCCGGUGGACUUGCGGAUGGAUGCCCGGCCCAGCUUGCCCACUGUGGACCCAGCCAUCCGGGAGCAGCAACUGCAGCAGGAACUGCUGGCCCUGAAACAGCAGCAACAUUUGCAGAAGCAGCUGCUCUUUGCCGAGUUUCAGAAGCAGCACGAGCACCUCACGCGGCAGCACGAAGUCCAGUUGCAGAAGCACCUCAAGCAACAGCAGGAGAUGUUGGCAGCAAAACGCCAGCAAGAACUGGAGCAGCAGCGUAAGCUAGAACAGCAGCGGCAGGAAGAGCUCGAGAAGCAGCGGCUGGAGCAGCAGCUACUUAUUCUACGCAACAAGGAGAAGAGCAAAGAGAGUGCCAUUGCCAGUACCGAAGUGAAGCUGAAACUUCAGGAGUUUCUUCUCAGCAAGUCUAAAGAGCCAGCAACAGCAGGCGGCUUGAACCAUUCCCUCCCUCAGCACCCCAAAUGCUGGGGGGCUCAUCAUACCUCAUUGGACCAGAGUUCCCCUCCCCAGACAGGAAGCCCAGGAACACCACCCUCUUGUAAACUACCUUUACUCGGCACUUACGACAGCAGAGACGACUUUCCACUCCGGAAAACUGCCUCGGAACCCAACCUAAAAGUGCGCUCACGGUUAAAACAGAAGGUUGCAGAGAGGCGGAGCAGCCCCCUGCUGCGGAGGAAAGAUGGGACCGUCAUCAGCACCUUCAAAAAGCGAGCAAUUGAAAUUACAGUGUCUUCAAUGUGCAACAGUGCCCCCGGAUCUGGACCCAGCUCCCCGAACAGCUCCAACAGCGCCAUCACAGAAAAUGGGCUUACUGGCUCAGUGCCCAAUAUUCAUACUGAGAUGCUGCCCCAACACCGAGCUGUCACCAUGGAUGGGUCAGCUAGCCAGCUCAGCUUGUACACUUCCCCGUCUCUGCCCAACAUCUCCUUAGGACUACAGGCUACCGUCACGGUGACAAAUUCACACCUCAGCGCCUCCCCGAACCUUUCCACGCACCAGGAAGCAGAGUGCCAGGCCAUCCAGUCGUUGCGCCAGGGCGGGGCCUUGACCAGCAAGUUCCUGAGCAUGUCGUCCAUCCCCAGCUGCCUUCUGGGGGUGGCCCUCGAGGGCGAGACGAACAACCACGGCCAUGCUUCCUUGCUCCAGCACGUCCUCCUCCUGGAACAGGCUCGGCAGCAAAACACGCUAAUUGCUGUUCCUCUGCAUGGCCAGUCUCCUCUGGUGACGGGGGAGCGCGUACCCUCCACCCUGCGGACGGUAAGCAAGCUACCUCGGCACCGCCCGCUGAGCCGCACCCAGUCGUCGCCGUUGCCACAGAGCCCUCAAGCGCUGCAGCAUUUGGUUGUGCAGCAACAGCAUCAGCAGUUCCUAGAGAAGCAGAAACAGCAGCAGAUCCAGCUGGGAAAGAUCAUCACCAAGACCGGUGAGCUGCCGCCGCCCCCCACCACCCACCCGGAAGAGACCGAAGAGGAGCUGACAGAGCAACAGGAGCCCUUGGGUCUAGGCCUCAGCCACGGGCCCUUUGUGGUGGACGGGUCAACAGAGAGCGAGGGCACGCAGGAUGACCUGGAAGAGGAGGAGGAGGAAGAAGGAGGAGGAGGCGGAGGAGGAGAGGAGGAAGAGGAGAGCGUGGUGGAAGAGCAGGGCUGUCUCCGAUUGAAGGACGAAGCCGGGGAGAACAGGCUCGAAGAGGAGCAGGAGGUUGAGGAGCUGGGAGUGACUUACAGGCAGGUGUUUGCAGAUGCACACCAGCUGCGGCCCGUUCAUCUCUACCAGACGCCCCUGAGCAUCGGCACGCUGCCCCACCAAGCCCUCGGCCGCACCCAGUCGUCACCUGCCAGCACUAUCCUGAAGAGCAGUACAGCUGAGCCCUUGGUCAAGCACCUUUUCACUACAGGCUUAGUUUAUGACACUUUCAUGCUGAAGCAUCAGUGCACAUGCGGAAACACUAAUGUUCACCCAGAGCAUGCUGGGAGAAUCCAGAGCAUCUGGUCCAGAUUACAGGAGACAGGGUUGCUAAGCAAGUGUGAGAGGAUUCGAGGUCGGAAAGCAACGUUGGACGAGAUCCAAACAGUGCAUUCGGAGCAUCACACGUUACUAUAUGGAACCAGCCCGCUGAACCGGCAAAAGCUUGACAGCAAGAAAUUGCUAGGUCCCCUUACGCCGAAGAUGUAUGCCGUCCUCCCAUGUGGUGGAAUCGGGGUUGACAUCGACACAGUGUGGAAUGAGAUGCACUCGUCCAGCGCGGUCCGCAUGGCUGUUGGCUGCUUGGUGGAGCUGGCCUUUAAAGUGGCGUCUGGGGAGCUUAAGAAUGGAUUUGCUAUUAUCCGGCCACCAGGUCAUCAUGCAGAAGAAUCCACAGCCAUGGGCUUCUGCUUUUUCAACUCUGUUGCCAUUACUGCCAAGCUCCUCCAGCAAAAGCUUGCCAUUAGCAAAAUCCUCAUCGUGGACUGGGAUAUCCAUCAUGGCAAUGGCACCCAGCAGGCAUUCUACAGCGACCCCAAUGUGCUCUAUGUUUCUCUGCACCGCUACGACAAUGGCAAUUUCUUCCCAGGCAGUGGAGCUCCUGAAGAGGUUGGCAGCGGGAUGGGUGUAGGUUACAACGUCAACAUUGCCUGGACUGGUGGAGUGGACCCUCCCAUUGGUGACGUGGAGUAUCUGACUGCCUUCCGGACUGUGGUGAUGCCAAUAGCCAAUGAGUUCUCCCCAGACGUGGUCCUCGUUUCUGCUGGCUUCGAUGCUGUGGAGGGACACCUGUCCCCACUGGGUGGAUAUUCUGUCACGGCCAAAUGUUUUGGGCACCUGACCAAGCAGCUGAUGAAGCUGGCGGGCGGGCGUGUCGUCCUGGCGCUGGAAGGAGGUCACGAUCUGACAGCCAUCUGCGAUGCCUCCGAAGCCUGCGUUUCCGCCUUGCUUGGCCUUGAGCUGGAACAGAUGGAUCAAGCUCUGUUGCGGCAGAAGCCCAAUGCAAAUGCUGUGGCCACACUGGAGAACGUCAUUGAAAUCCAGAGUAAGCACUGGAACUCAGUGAAAUGUUCUGCAGCGAUGGUCGGCUGCUCCUUGCUGGAGGCGCAGAAGGGUGAGGCAGAAGAGGCCGAGACGGUCAGUGCCAUGGCGUCGCUGUCAGUGGACACAGAGCAGGGCAAAGCAGACGGUGAUGUCCGGCCAGCAGAAGAGCCAAUGGAGGCCGAGCCCGUGUUGUGAAGUGCCAAGACUUUGAUUUGUGUAGCUGUCACUCUGUGGGUUAAUUGGUAAUUCUGUGAGUCCAUUUAAAAAAACAGCAGCAGCAGCAACAGCAACAACUACUACGAAUUGAUUUUUUUUUAAUCUAUUAAAAAAAAAAGGAAAAAAAAGAGUUGCACUGGACAAAACGAGCCCAUGUGUGUAUGUGUGUGUGUGUGCGUGAUCGCGUCAGUCUCCUGGCAUAUGUUCUCACCAGCAUCACCAUUUUGUCCUAACUCUUUAAGGGUUUUUGUGAGGGGAAUGGUGGUGAGGUAGGGGCUUUCGUGCAAGCAUCUCCUCUCUUGUUCCAUUCUUAAGACAUCAUUCCCUCUCCCUUCCUGCUCCCCCGCCUCCCUGGCCGCUAAACUCACCCCCUUCUCAGGGUUGGUGCAAGCCAUUUUGCUACCCUAGGUAACAAAAAAAUAAUUUUCACACACACACAUACAUAUAUAUAUAUAUACACACACAAACACACACUACAUUUCUUCCUUGGAGGUUGUCCCAGUUUCAGAUUCUCUCCCCUUAACUUCACGCAAGUGGGUUAUUAUUAUUGUUGUUCUUAUUUUGCUCCAUUCACUUGUUUGUGGAGUGAGGGGCGUAAGAGGUUGCAGUCAGGAAAUCUGGGGAGGGGGCUUGCAAUUGCUUCCACACCUCUCUCGGGUCUAGGGCAGGAGCGGGGAGUUGCGCGUCCCCCUUUAGGGAUUUCCCAAGUCGCCUGGAGCACCCUUGGGACUCUUGCUGCCCUAGGCAGCCACCUGUACUGCCUCUUGGGUUGGGCCGGACCUGCCCCUUCUUGCCGAACCUGUCCCUGAAAUGCCAUUUCUCUGCUCCGGGUUUUUGCACAUUGAGAUGGGCAUCCGAAAGCAAACCCACCCCGCUUCCCAAAUGCCUUUCCCCCUGCCUCCAGUUCCUACCCUUUGGCAGUUUCUCACUUCUUCCCCCUCUCCUGCGACGUUCGAUCCAAACAGUUUUGGGUUCAAAUCCUACCUAUGUUGCCUCAAUCGCGUAUCUUUCUCCCGACCCAUUUCAGCUGUUUAAAAAAAAAAAGUGUUCCUCAGUAUUGUAUAGUCCUCCUGAAUUAAUCUCUAGGAGAAGAAACCCCCCGAGGUAGAGGAGAAAGGGGGGAGAAAUAAAAAGUGUGCCUUUAAGUCGUUUUUGUUAAUGCCUUAAAUUCCCUGUGAGGUUUGCUUCUCCUCCGCCAUCCCUUCCUCUUUCCCUCCCUCCCUCCCACCAUCCCUGCUUAAGUUAACCAUCUCUAAGGGAGAUCACCCUGUACAAACGUGGGAAGGAAUCACGUGUAAAUCCCCAGCACCAAUGCGCAUUGGGCCUGAUCCAGCUGUAGCUGUAAACAAAGGGUUAUCAAGCAAACUAGUCUGGGGACGAUGGGUUUAUCGAUUCAAACACACGCUAAGAGAGAGCUUUCCAAACGGUGUGUUGCGACAAUGUUAAGUGUGUUGGCUGCAGGCGCUCCCCGCGCUCCUCCUGGGGCUGGAAAGGGGUUCGUUUAACCUCUGGUUUGCUAGUAAAACUGAAUUACCGUGUCACGAAAUGUUGGAGAGCCGAAUGACUGUGUCACAGAAUGAUGCAUGUCCAAAAAGUGUGUCGCCAAACUUGAAAAAUUUGGAAAGCUCUGCGCUAGGAUGUUCGUUCAGAGCAAUGCAAUGCAGAAUCUGAUUUGGUGCCUACAUUCCCAAUCUGGCAAGCGAUAUCUCCAUACAGGCCUGUUUACGAGCGUGCAUCUACCUUAGCUGGAUCAUGCCAUGUGUCAUUAAAUCCCUUUUGUAAUGAAGAUAACUGCUUAUGUUGAUUGUUUCAUGACCAAUGCUUUCUUGAGGAUUUCUCUCUCUUCUUUCCUCUCUCUCUCUCUCUCUCUUUCUCUUUCCUCCUACUUCCCUCCGUCAUCGUUCGAAAGAUUCCUCGUCAUUUAUUGUAAAUAAUUUGAUUUCUUGUAUCGCGUGCACAAACUUUGUUUCGAUGAAACUUUUUUGUCCAUUCAUAAAGAAAAAGAAAAAAAGGAGAAAAAAAAGAAAAGAAAAAAAGGAGAGAAUUUCUUUGCUGUCACUUCACCAGCCAAAAAAAGAAAGAAAAGAAAUGAAAUGAAAAGAAAAAUGUUUUGGGGCAGGGGAAUAAAAAAAACCAUAGAGCAAUUUUAGCUUUUAAAAGAAAUGGAUAUAAAGGAAAAAAAAGGUAUAUAAUUUUAUUACAGAUGUAUUAUUUAAUAGUAUUUUUUUAACUUGUACCACCAAACUCUCCUUUCCUUUGGAAAGUUGCUAGCAGGGAUAAGGCAACAAGGGAGAAGAUGGGGCUUGGUAUUGUUUUCACUAAUUCAGGGCAAUGGGAUUUCUAAGCUGUGCGUGGUGGGGGAGGGCACUGGGGAUGGGGGGGGGACGGGACAUUGUGUGGAAUGUGAGACUGUGAUGUGUUUUUUAGCUGCACUUACGGUUGUUAUCCUUGCCAGGGUCUGCUUUAGGGAUCCUCUGGGUUUGCUUUGGUUUAAUUCAUCCAAGGGUCCCAUGUGGGAGAGGUGGAGGGUUGCAAAGGUGCUCCAUCCCAUGAUGGAGGUGAUCACACACAUAGCCAUGAUGAACAAAAAGAGUGGGGCUAGUAGGCAGGUCUUCCCUUCCUUCCUUCCUUCCUUCCUUCCUUCCUUCCUUCCUUCCUUCCUUCCUUCGGAGCUGUGGGAGACAGCCAGUAGAGGGAGCCAUAGAACUUGCCCAGGGCAGAAAAGACAUUCGUUGCCCUGGUUUUAUUUAUGAGGCACAGCCCAUGCAAGAUCCUUGCAGUGCCCAGCAUGCAGAAUGCCUUCCAAGCCAGGGAGAAGGGAAGUGGGGAUGCAGACCUCACCCAUCAACACGAAAAUAUAUGUUUUGGCCCAUCAGGGUACCAGGGGGCAGCCUGGCCACUGCUAGGAAGCGUUUAGUCACAGGUGCAGCAGUGGGUGGGUGAAUGUACAUGUGCUCAUCCUUCUGCUGCUUUAAAAAACGAACAUGGGUUGGACUCCAGAGUACAUAAGCUCAGGGAUGGGGGACUUGGUUGGUUUCCCAGCUCCCACUGACCAUUGGGCCACGCUUGGCUGGGGCUGGUGGAGCCCAACAAAGUGAGAGUCACAAGUUCCCGUUCACUGACACAAGCAGAGCACCACCCCACCGCCUGUGGGAUAAAGCCCAGGGUUAUACAUGUUUUGCCAUGCUGCUGCUCUUGCGUGUAUGGAGUAUUUUCAGCUGCUUUGGGUCUCCGAGUUUCAGGGGAGAAAACAGGCUAAGACGUGGAAAAAAUAAAUAGCUCAUCGUGGUCUGUUUCUGCAGACGGCAGUCUUUUGCCCUCCUAUUUUGUUUUGACUAGAGACACAAAAAUGAGAGAUAAGUCACGGAAAAGGCAAUGAGGUCAGGAACAGGCCCCUCUGUAGCUGUGGCCUGAAACACCCCUGACCCUCCCCUUAAAUUAGAGCCACCCCAAGGCACCUUUUGCCUUCGGGUUUUGUUCUUUGUUUUUAAGCUGCCUUGUCUUUAUUUGGUUGCUGGUUUUGCAGAUUCUUGUCCACCCUUCAAAGGCUGUGGCGCUGACAUGAUGAGAGGCAGGAACGGGCAGUGUGUGUGUAUGUGUCUGUGUGUGCACGCAAAGCUAGCAAGAGGUCUAUUUGGAAAAUAAAAGGUGGGAGAGAAAAUCCUCACGUGGAUGAGGUUCAGAAUUCGUGCAUCAGAGCAGGGAUGGGGGAACCUGCGUCCCUCCAGGUGUUGUGUUGAGGUAUGACUCCCAUCAGCCCCAGCCAGCGUGGUUCCCCCAGUAGCCGGGGAUGAUGGGAGUCGUCGGCAAACAACAUUUGGAGCGCCACGGGUUCUUCCCUUCCCUGGCAAAGAGAAACUUCUGUGGUUAAAUUACCCAGUGUGUUCAUGUUAGAUACUGAGGACCCUCUAAGCAUGAAUCCAGCUAACUGAGCGGCGAGAGAUAUGGCAGUGUUCCCCCUUAACUUCUGAUCAGUUCUUAAUUUCAUACCUUUUUAAAUCCAUGUACAUGCACAGGUGUACAUUUUGCAGGAAUAGUGAGGAAAAAUAAGCCAUAUGGGGAGAAGGAGAGGGAAGCAGUAAAAUGUAUCCUAGCCAGAAAUCCCUUUAUAUUUGUCUCAGUCGUCAUUGCAAGACAGGUGAUGCCCCCCUCUACUUCUGAAGCACCAGACCCGUUAUCAUCACCAUUGCUGCUUAUUUAAGAUGUUUUAACCUGUGUUGUAAACCGCUUAAGCUAAAGGAAACCGGUAUAUAAUAAAUUGUCCCCCCAAAUAAUGAGCAAAUAAGUGCAACAGCAGGAGAUGUGCUUGUGGGUGACCCAUGCCUUUUAAAAAGGCCAUCCCAUAAGAUGACCUGACUUCAGCACCUCAGCACCCAUAGAUAGCUCUGCUUGGGCUUUCAGAAGAGAUCUUUCUCGUGGUAGCAGCCCUCUGUUGCUGCAAGAAGCGGCACCGUGCUCCCGACUUUUUGCUCCUCCUCGGCCUCCGUGCUGCCCUUGUAAAACUCAGCGGGCAAGAGGGUCAGGGCAAAAACGAGAAUGAGUUGGCUGUGGCUCCACCUCCUGCUGACCUCUCUGCCUUCUGCCUCAGUGAGCAACAGCCACCACCUGCUCCAGAACAGGGAUAGGACCAAUUCCUGAGGGUAGGUUCAUUUGAGAGCUUCCCACAUCUCCACCUUGUACCUUUUAGAGUGGAGAGAUGCACCUUUAAACAGGACUUUGCAUGGGGUGAGUGUCUCACCUCCCCCCAGAGGGAGCCUGGUAUUUCCCAAAUAUCUUCCAAGUGUCAUUGACAGAUCAGUGAUUUGAACAGUGAGCUCAGUUGGCUGUGCUGUUCCUCCAGUCUUCAGAUGAGUCUUUUUGUAAGAAAUAAAACGAGAGCAGCGUGAACAUUUAUUCAUUUAAAUGCAGUGCUUUUUUUCUGGGGGGGACACAGACCCCUAAAUCUUUGUACUUUUGUCCAUUUGCUGUAUUUAUUUCCCCCGAUUUGAACUAUAAAAUGGUGAUUUCCUUCAGUCAAAAUGAGAGUACCCCUAAACAUUUUUUAAUAGAAAAAAGCACAGUUUAAAUGUUUCUCGCUUCGUGUAUUUAUUUUUUUUAAAAAGAACUGCAUCUGAAAAGCAGCUAUGGCAAUGGGAGCGGAGGAAGGUUUGUGACAUCCCAGGCACAAGCCAAUCGGCACUGUUCGCCACAGUAUGGCAGAACUGAUUGCCAUGAACUCGAUUCUGCGCAAGGACUUCCACAUCUGUGUACAAUAGUGAUUGUGCUUCCGUAAUGACUCGGCUGCUCCAGUAACGCACGUCUUCACCUGUCCUUAAUUUAGGCUUAGUCAAAUGUACAACACCCAGUAGAUUUGAAAGGGAAGUACAAUGUGGCGUGUGGUUUUGCAGCCUCCCCAGUGCAGAUGGCUCAACAAAGUCCCCUGAAUGGCUUGCCUAAGCUGUCAUUUCUGCUGUGUGGAGAAGCAGGGAAACAGGCUUUGCAUCUUUAUUGCGUAGCUUGCAGAAAUUUCAUGCAGUGCCUCCCGCAAGGCACCUAUCUGCACGCCCCUGACACAAAGGUCUUGCACUCUACAUCUUCACUAGCUUCACAGUAGAUAGAUAGAUGGAUAGAUAGAUAUUUGUGAUAUCACACUACAAAUACCUGAAGGCCUGUCACACAGAAGAGGGCAACUACUUGUUAUUGGCUCCCCCCAAAGGGGAGGAGUAGAUCUAAUGGACUUCUUACAAGUGGGUAAAUUUGGGCUGAAUAUUAAACUUCUUGGUUAAUUGUAAGUGCACUUCUAAUACAGUGGUACCUUGGUUCCCGAACGGCUUAGUUGACGAACAAAUCAGCUAGCAGACGCCGCAAACCCAGAAGUAAGUGUUCCGGUUUGCGAACGUUUUUCAGAAACCGAACGUCUGUUUUGGCUGUUGGUGUUGUUUCCAGGGCCAAUUGGAAGUCGUGCCUUGGUUUUCAAACGUUUUGGAAGUCAAACAGACUCCCGGAACGGAUUGAGUUCGAGAACAAAGGUACCACUGUACCUCAAAAGAGUUUGGGGUUCUUGAUUCCCCCACUUUGAGCAGGAGAUCGGACUUGACAGCCUACUAGAUCUCUUCCAACUUUCAGUCAGUGCAAAUAACAGCAACAACGCCCAUCCUUUUAGAUAAGCUUCAGCAACCUAAACUUCAACAUUAAAAGCAGUUAAAACAAUUAAAUUACUACCGAUGGAUGGAUGGGUGCUUGCCAUGUUCUCCCUUGCAAUCCUGGAAUAAGUGCACUUGCCUGUUUUCCCUCUAGUUAACAUUUUGAGCCACUUGCUAUCAGCAGCAAAAGUGGGGUUUUUUUUGGGGGGGGGCGGAUCAGUGUAUAUGCAAGGAUUUGUUUGGAUAGAUGCCAUCACACUCCCAGUUUAAAAUACGCCCAUAAAUGCCCCUUUGGAGGAUCAAGGAACUUUUCUUGGUGAUAUUUCGAAGGAAGUGAGGAUUUAUCUAAUUUAAAGAGCGGUGUCAGUUUCCUGAGGGAGCCUUCCUUGGGGGCAUGGAACGAAGCUAUAAAACCACAUACACUUUAUAUGCUGCUGGCCUGCCCUCCCAUCUCCAGUUGCAAGUUUGAAUUCUGGUUGUGGAUAGAGAAGUUAACCUAAGAUCUAAGUUCCUGGGUGUGAGGCCUGGUGCCCUACAAAGAUAGGAGUGGUUGACUAGGCCAGGCCUAACUCCUGAAUGCCCUCAAUCAUGGCCCAAAAUUUGUAUUGACCAAUGGCAGACGGCCUUUGUAUGACUGAUAUUGAAUGCUGUUGUCAUUGGCCAAUCAAAAUUCUUUUGUGAAGAGUUCCUCCUCAUCCACUCCUCCAGAUAGGAACCUUGAAGUAUCCCACACGCCUUCCUUUUUCUGAUGGUACCAGGAUGAGGAUGUUGUCUUGGUUGUUAAGAGCUAGAGGACGCUCAAACAUGGUGUUUGAGAAACCUCGUCCUCAUGAAUCCAGACUUAAGUUGCAAUGAGGUUGUUCGUCAUGACUUGACAUAGUUCCCGCUGAAAUCAGUGAGGCUUUUAGUGCAGGGUUCCCCAAACUUGGCUGUCUUUUCUGUUUUUGGACUAGAACUCCCAUCAUCCAUAGCUAGCAGGACUCAUGGUCAGGAAUUAUGGGAAUUGUAGUCCAAGCUUGGGAAACACUGCUUCAGUGAACUGAACACAGCAACAGGGAACCUGCAGCCUUCUAGGUGCUAUUGGACUACAACUCCCAUCAUCCCUCACCAUUGGCUAUGCUGAUGGGAGAUGAAGUCCAACAGCAAGUUCCCCUUUGCCGAUUGAACCCAAUGAGUGUCCUUAGCUGGAGUGCCGUCAAGGUAGCUCACUGGUUUGACACAAGCCAAGGUAGAUGUCUGCUAGUGCAGAAUGAAGUGGGAGCAGAGGUGUAAUAAAGAGCAGGGACAAUGAGGAAGCCUCUUAUUUGAAUCAGGGCCGUGGGGUUUGCUGUGGUCAGGUCUGUGGCUGGUCAUAGAGAGAGGCAGUUGCCCAGAGUGCUCAAGUCCUUCCUGUCCACCCACAAAGGAGAUGCAGGCGUUUCCUUUGUCCUCGUUAGCAGGCAUUUCCCUGACCCACAUCUCCUUUUCGCAGGUCCACCAAGGGGCUUGUGGAAAGCUGCCGUGCAGGCCCAGAGCUCUGCGCAAGGCUGCAUGCUUGCUUCUGUCCCUAUGGCUAAACUCUGCCUUGCACACUGGGGCUUCCACAUGUGGAUGUGAAGCGGCAGCAUGUUGGAGGGCGAGCCAUGGAUUUUCAUGUGCAUUGUGGUUGUUCCCCCCGCCCUUCCACGCUGCACAUGUUUUGUGUCCAGUACGCCUGUUUCUGCACCGACACGGCUUUCACGUUCAUGGUUUUCGUUAAUGCUGGUAUCAAAUGAAAUCCCACCAUUGGGAUUGUACGGCUCGUUCACCCAGAGCAAUAGAAACUCCAGCUAAAGCUGAGGUCAGGCAGUGUGUGUUCCGCAGAACUCGCAGGUAGGGCUUGUCACGUCUACAUUUUUCCACCUCCUCUUUUUUUUAGGGUGGGUGGGAAGACAAAUAGCCACCAGCCAUAUUUUGCAUCUUGGUUUAUUUUUUUUAAUUAUUUCUAGGGGGAGGAGGGUGGGAAGUCAGAACUGGCCAAGAGUAGCAACUCCUUCGAAAAGCCAUGAGUCUUUAGGACAACAGCAUGGAACAAGUUGUGUGUUUGUGUGUGCGUGCGUGCGUUACAGCUCCUGUUUUGUGGAAGAUUCCACACCAGUAUUAAGUUGCCAAGGGGGCUGUUUCCGUGGAGGGGAAGAGGGACUUUGUCAAAAAAACACAACACCAAUCCUCUAACCAGCCCCCUUCUCAUGUUGUUGAAAGAUGCCCCCACAAGUGGGAAUAACUGUAAUUUUAUUUUAUUUUUCCUGCUUUUCCCCUCCUGCUUUCUGUCUCUUUCUCUUUCUCUCUGUUUUAUCUCGCUCUGGAUACAAUUUUCAGUUGAGUAUUUUGUAAUAUGUUCCAAUGUUUGUCCUUGUGUAAAUAAAAUUGUUUCUGGCAAUA